This is a messenger RNA of Talaromyces rugulosus, 1053 nucleotides long. RefSeq lists its product as uncharacterized. Gene Ontology annotation, molecular function: 4-hydroxybenzoate polyprenyltransferase activity. The transcript has a single exon. The record is from RefSeq and is a predicted model, not a curated record. Gene Ontology annotation, cellular component: mitochondrial inner membrane. The coding region runs from base 1 to 1053 and encodes 350 amino acids. Gene Ontology annotation, biological process: ubiquinone biosynthetic process. NCBI's taxonomy places the organism in Eukaryota, Fungi, Ascomycota, Eurotiomycetes, Eurotiales, Trichocomaceae.
AUGGCGGAAAGCAACCAGCUCGCAGACCAGCAAGUGCUGCAAAACUUCCACAAAUCAUGGGCCCUGCGCGUUCUCCCCGACUCCCUGAAGCCGUACGGCGAGCUUCUACGCCUUCACCGACCAGCUGGCAUCAUGAUGUUCUAUUUCCCCUGUCUCUUCGGCACAUUCCUUGUCGGCGCCCUCAACUCCUCCAAAUCCGUUGAUUUCUUGCAUCUCAUCCUCCUCGAAAACGCCAAACUCCUACUCCUCAGCUUCCUGCUGCGCGGCCUGCUCUGCACCUGGAACGACAUCAUCGACCAAGACGUCGACCGCCAGGUAGCACGCACACGCGUGCGCCCCAUCGCGCGCGGCGCAGUCUCGACGCCUGCGGCGCUGGUUUUUACGGGUUUGCAGGUGUAUUUGGCGUGGCUGGGGUUUGGCUUGUUGCCAGCAGAGUGUCUCACGGCGGCACUGCCGUUUCUGGCGCUGCAUGUUUUUUAUCCCUUUGCGAAGCGGUUGACGCAUCAUCCACAGUUUAUUCUGGGGCUUGCGCAUACUAAUGGGGUGUUUAUGGCGUUUCCGGCCAUGGGGAUGCCUCUUUUGUCUCUGGGUGGUAUUUUGUCGCCGUGGUCGUCUGUUGGUGAAGAGGAAGGGCAGGCAAAUCUGCUAUGUGCAAUUGCCCUUAGUCUGGCUAUCCUCUUCUGGACCCUUCUAAACGACACUAUCUAUGCAGCCCAAGACCUCGCUGACGACAAAAAGGCCGGAGUAGGAUCAACAAUGAUCUACUGGGAGGAUCAAGCACGCAACUUUCUGCGCGUGCUGGGUAUUCUCACGGUAGUGGUGCUCCUGGGUAUCACGUUCGUCAUGAGACGCUGGUCCAUCACGGAUGGGGUGGUGUACAGCGCGCUGACGUGCGGGGGAACGAUGCUGGGACUGUAUCUCAUGGUCGAGUAUGUGGAUUUGGAAGAUCCGGCGAGCUGUGGAUGGUGGUUUAAUCGGGGAAAUGUGUUGGUUGGGGGAGCCAUAGCCAGUGGGCUUGUGGGUGAAUGUCUGGCUGGGACGGUGUGGCAGUGA